GGGCUGCACAUCUCGGGAAGAUGGCAGGUUGAAUCGCUUGCUGUCCGGUUAGCUGGAGUCUGGAUUCGGUAUCAGCGGAGUUAUCCCCCACCCUCCGCUGGCACCCCGAAGAUGUUGAGGCAGCUUGGGCGCCCUUUAUGCGCCCUCGCCGGGGCAACGGCAGGCUCCAGCGGAACCAAAAUUUUCACAGCUGGCUUCAAGAAGUAUAAGCUUCCUGUGGAUUACAGUGGCAUCACUAUUCCUGAGAAACCAAAACUGAAAUAUAUCGAGAGAACUCCAACUGUACUGAAGGUCAGGCGAGAGUUCAAGAAUUUACGUGACAUCCGCGGUCCAUCUGUUGAAGCCACAGAAUUCACUGAGGGGCAUUAUGGUAUCUUGGCAUUGGCUGGUGGCUAUCUCCGUUGGGGCCACUUUGAAAUGAUGCGUUUGACUAUCAAUCGGAAACUGAAUCCCAAAACAAUGUUUGCUGUGUGGAGAGUCCCUGCUCCUUACAAGCCCAUCACCCGCAAAGGGCUGGGACACCGCAUGGGCGGUGGGAAAGGGGCAAUAGACCAUUAUGUGACAGCGGUGAAGGCUGGCCGUCUUAUAGUGGAGGUGGGUGGCCACUGUGAAUUUGGCGAAGUGAAGCGUUUUUUAAUUCAGGUGGCCCAGAAGUUGCCUUUCCCAGCUGAAGUGGUCAGCCGGGAAUCCCUACAGGGAAUGCGGGAGAUGGAAGAGGAGAGGCGGCUUAACAACCAGAACCCAUGGACCUUUGAGCGCAUUGUAACAGCCAACAUGCUUGGGAUAAGGAAAUAUGUGAGCCCCUAUGACUUGGAGUUUAAAGGUCGCUACUGGGGAAAGUUCUAUCUGCCUGAGAGAGUAUAAAUAUGGAGUUGUGUGGCCUUUGGCUCUGGAGCACCAACAUGUCCGAAGCUCGCUGUUGCAUUCCUGGACUGCAGCCCUGUGAGUAAUGCAUGGUAAAUACCCAUUAAGCAAUGGGUGGCUGCACCAUGGAGCGCUGCACUUGGAAAUCAGAUAAAUCUAGAGGGCGAUAGGAGUGAUUGUAAGUACACAAAUUUUGGAUGAAUAAAACUAGCUGAUUUCUAGUAAA
This is a messenger RNA of Varanus komodoensis (Komodo dragon), 1090 nucleotides long. It is a transcript of the gene MRPL16, whose product is annotated as mitochondrial ribosomal protein L16. The transcript is spliced from 4 exons. Lineage: Eukaryota; Metazoa; Chordata; Lepidosauria; Squamata; Varanidae. The record is from RefSeq and is a predicted model, not a curated record. Gene Ontology annotation, molecular function: rRNA binding; structural constituent of ribosome. Gene Ontology annotation, biological process: mitochondrial translation. Gene Ontology annotation, cellular component: mitochondrial large ribosomal subunit; ribosome. Bases 112 to 864 code for a protein of 250 amino acids.